This is a messenger RNA of Amphimedon queenslandica, 504 nucleotides long. RefSeq names its product trichohyalin-like. The record is from RefSeq and is a predicted model, not a curated record. The transcript is spliced from 2 exons. The coding region runs from base 1 to 504 and encodes 167 amino acids. Lineage: Eukaryota; Metazoa; Porifera; Demospongiae; Haplosclerida; Niphatidae.
AUGGAGUCUCCUUCUGACAAUGAAGAUCGCCUGUCUCAAGAAAGAGCCAAGAUACAAGAGAUAAGGGAACAAGAGGAACCUGCCGCAAGAGAGCAACAAUUAGAAAGUGAAAGAGCUCGAGUAACAUGGAGGAGAGAACAAGAGGACCGUGCUGAGAGAGCAGAGAUUAGCAGAGAACAAGAGGACCCUGCUGAGAGAGAGCAGAGAUUAGCAGGUAAUAGAGCUCGAGUUACUUUGAGGAGAGAACAAGAGGACCCUGCUGAGAGAGAGCAGAGAUUAGCAGGUAAUAGAGCUCGAGUUACUUUGAGGAGAGAACAAGAGGACCCUGCUGAGAGAGAGCAGAGAUUAGCAGGUGACAGAGCUCGAGUUACUUUGAGGAGAGAACAAGAGGACCCUGCUGAGAGGGAGCAGAGAUUAGCAGGUGAUAGAGCUCAAGUUACUUUGAAGAGAGAACAAGAGGACACUGCUGAGAGAGAGCAGAGACUAGCAGGUGAUAGAGCUUGA